UCGCGCGAUAAGUCCGAGGGUCGGAAGUCCUUUUUGUUGUGUUUUCCCAGCAGCAGCCGGAGAGUGAGCUUUUCGCCGGCGAGGAUGGAUCGCGUCCAGCUUCUCCUUUUAGGGUUUCCCAUAUUCCUCUUCUGCUCCGAUCUCCUCAAUCUUUUCACCCCGCCUCCCCCUCCUCCCCCGAAGCACCAGUCUCUCAUCCACCACCACCACCGCCAGCCGCCCCCCGCCAUCCACCAAAAGACCGAUUUAUUCACCGCCCAGGGUAAUCAACACCGAGGAUUAGGUUACGGCACCAUUGUGGAACUGAAAUUCUGUGUCGCUUGCUCUUAUAGGGGAAAUGCAAUGACAAUGAAGAAAAUGCUGGAAACUUCUUUUCCUGGGAUUGAAGUAAUUUUGUCAAAUUACCCCCCAGCCCUUCCAAAACGUCUACUAAGCAAAGUGGUUCCUAUUGUUCAAGUUGGAACUAUUGCAGUUGUAGUGGCAGGUGAUCAGAUUUUCCCAAGGCUGGGAAUGACACCACCUCCAUGGUACUUUAGCUUGCGUGCUAAUAGGUUUGGAGCUAUUGCCACAACUUGGCUUUUCGGCAACUUUGCACAGUCUAUGCUACAGAGCACUGGUGCAUUUGAAGUUUACUGCAAUGGUGACUUGGUUUUCUCUAAACUGCAGGAGCACAGGUUCCCUGGUGAAGUUGAGUUGAGAGAACUAAUUGCCAGCAGGGUUGCCUAAUUAUGCAUUCAGGAAGAACGUUGGAAGUGUUUGGUCCUAGUAGACUGGGGAUUCACUUCACCAAAGUUGCACCAUCUGAUCGGUCCACUGUCCUAUGACUUUUUUCAGGAAAAAGAGUUGACAACUUCUACCACUCAAAAACUUUGUUAGUCUGCCUUCUUACUGUGUAUCUAUUGGCUCUCUGAAUGAUUACUGAGUUGUUUUAAAACAAAAAAAAAUUGAAUCUCCCAAUUGUGUAAUCAAUCUGCUGGCAAAGUUCCAUGAUCUUUA
This is a messenger RNA of Phoenix dactylifera (date palm), 996 nucleotides long. The record is from RefSeq and is a predicted model, not a curated record. Lineage: Eukaryota; Viridiplantae; Streptophyta; Magnoliopsida; Arecales; Arecaceae.